CUUGACUUGGCUUAGCGGUUUAAACUAAAAGUGGAUCGGCUUUCUGAUGGAGAUUUCAAACCUGAUGGCACCACAGUUGUUUUUAUUCAUGUUAAUCCGAGGCAUCCUAUAUGUGUGAAGUGGAUAUAAUGAACGACGCUUCGAUACGUCUCAUAGUGGAGCUCCAUUGUACCCUGGUAAGCGGAUGGGCAAUUUAUAAACAGAAUGAAAAGACCAACCGUAGCCCGAACCUGACCUCCAGACCGUGACAAACGGUGUCAAGAAGCGACAGUACGCUAGAUGAUUGAUGCAAGGAUAUGGUUCAGGACAAGCCACUCCGAGAGCUGACCGAUCUUGCGAGAGACUCCCAACGCUUCCUCAAUACUUGCGUAGAGAUGAAAGUAACAUCUCCAUCAUUUUUGGAGACCGGUAGUUGUACCGCUUUCUUGGCGAACUGGAGGGUGGAAAAGCCAAGUUCAAGAAAUAAGGUGCUGAUCUCUGCUACAAAUUUUGGGGUAUCUAAGAUACUUAUGGUUUUUAGCCUCAUUAGUAGCAACCACUAUGGAAAGAUCGAGAUUGUCAGCCUCUCUGAAAAUCGGAAGACACAACUGUUAGUAUUGUAUCACUCACCCUGGUUGUCGAAGAAAGAUACGAAAGGCGUGGCCUGCUCAGCGCGACUAAACCAAACCAGAUGCGCCUCAAUCUCCAGUGCGUUUGUUGAACCAGUGCUCAGUUGCCCCGUUAUAGGAGUAUCUGGGUCUGAAGCCUUGGUCAGGGCUGUGCGAAGUAAAAGAAAGCUGUCAUGCUGAGAGCAGAAGACCUUGAUCGGGCAACAGAGUUAUUCUAGAUUUUGUGUCUUAUUCCAUCCACUAUCCACUAGAUUGACUUUCACCACAGCCAGGGUCAUACUUUCUGAAAAAUGGUCUCGUGGUAAAUAUCUACUCCUCAGGCAGCCAUUCCAGCAAUCUUACAUAAGCUACCCUAGUUA
Molecule: messenger RNA, 967 nt
Organism: Aspergillus pseudotamarii
Lineage: Eukaryota; Fungi; Ascomycota; Eurotiomycetes; Eurotiales; Aspergillaceae
Exons: 3
Coding region: 297-788 (163 amino acids)
Source: RefSeq, a predicted model, not a curated record